This is a messenger RNA of Ctenocephalides felis (cat flea), 1671 nucleotides long. RefSeq names its product phosphatidylinositol-binding clathrin assembly protein LAP-like. Gene Ontology annotation, biological process: synaptic vesicle budding from presynaptic endocytic zone membrane; clathrin-dependent endocytosis; clathrin coat assembly. Gene Ontology annotation, cellular component: synaptic vesicle; clathrin-coated pit; clathrin-coated vesicle. NCBI's taxonomy places the organism in Eukaryota, Metazoa, Arthropoda, Insecta, Siphonaptera, Pulicidae. Gene Ontology annotation, molecular function: clathrin heavy chain binding; 1-phosphatidylinositol binding; SNARE binding. The record is from RefSeq and is a predicted model, not a curated record.
UGUUGGAACGUGAGCGAUCCACCGAUACAGCUGUCAUGAGAGUUUUUCAAGACAGCAGUCGUUAGUCCCAAUCGCUUCGCAAGUGGUGUAAUAAUUCCAAGGAUCGGGGUUCGAGUCCCCCCGACAGGAUAGUGUUUGUGUGAUUGUGUCGUCGAAACAAGCAACCGACAGUGUGAAAAGUGUUUUUAAUAAAUUUCGGCUAUUAGAAUAUAGGUGGUUAAUAUGGCCGGCCAGACCAUCAACGAUAGAUUGCUAGCGGCGAGGCACAGUAUCGCCGGCCAAGGGCUGGCGAAGUCCGUCUGCAAGGCGACCACGGAGGAAAUGAUAGCCCCCAAAAAGAAACAUUUGGACUAUCUAGUACACUGCACAAACGAGCCAAACGUCUCGAUACCCCAAUUAGCAAAUUUACUGGUCGAGAGGUCGCAGAACACGAAUUGGGUCGUAGUCUACAAAGCACUAAUCACGGUACAUCACAUGCUAGCAUAUGGUAAUGAGCGGUUUACACAGUACCUCGCUUCGAGCAAUUCCUCAUUUCAACUUAGUAAUUUUUUGGAUAAAAGUGGAGUCCAAGGUGGAGCCGUUGGGGCUAAAAUUGGAUAUGACAUGUCUCCGUUUAUAAGGCGAUAUGCCAAAUACCUGAAUGAGAAAGCUUACUCAUACAGGACAGUCGCAUUCGACUUCUGCAAAGUUAAAAGGGGGAAAGAUGAAGGUUCACUCCGCUCCAUGCACGCCGAAAAACUGCUUAAAACCCUCCCUGUCCUGCAGCAGCAACUGGAUUGCCUGCUGGAAUUUGACUGCACAUCAAAUGAUUUAACGAAUGGAGUCAUCAACAUGUGCUUCAUGCUGCUCUUCCGUGAUCUGAUACGUCUAUUCGCCUGCUACAAUGACGGCAUCAUAAAUCUUUUAGAGAAAUAUUUUGAUAUGAAUAAAAAACAGUGCAGGGAUGCAUUAGAUCUGUAUAAGAAAUUCCUGGUUCGAAUGGACAGGGUUGGAGAGUUCUUGAAAGUAGCAGAGAAUGUUGGUAUUGACAAAGGAGACAUUCCAGAUUUGACAAAGGCUCCCAGCUCACUUUUAGAUGCUCUGGAGCAACAUUUGGCUUCAUUAGAAGGAAAGCGAGGAAGCGCUGCCAAUACUCCUACACAAACAGCGAGUAACCAAAAGAAUGUGAAAAGUGGCGUGACUGCAUUAAGUUCGACAUCAAAUGCUUUUGGCAGUGCAGCACAAAGUUCUCGUCUCGAAAAUUCCAAUGGUAUUGAUGAGAAUCUCACACAGGCUCUUGCUGAAGAGGAAGCUGCUAUGAAUCAAUAUAAAUCAAAACUUCAGAGUCCGACAAAUUCAGCCGGAGCAAACUCGAGCACGAAUCCCUUCCUCUCGUCGCCAGUAUCGUCUCAGCCACCUGCUUCGGCAGCUGCCUCCAUAGUGGAUCUGUUUGGUCCAGCUCCACCGGCUUCCACUGGACAGAAUGGAGGCACCGUAUCGGGUAAACCAAGUGACGAUCUGCUGCAAUUAGGAAAUCCAUUUGCUGAUAUGUUUGGACCGCCACAGCCCGCAGUUUUACCGCAGCAGCAACAGCAGAACAAUAUGUGGACUAAUGGUUUCUCUCAGCAAACAACAACGAAUAGCUCGUAUCAGACAGCAACUUUUCAUCAGUUUUGGAAAUUCAGAAACUAA